Molecule: messenger RNA, 792 nt
Organism: Gymnogyps californianus (California condor)
Lineage: Eukaryota; Metazoa; Chordata; Aves; Accipitriformes; Cathartidae
Gene: MAP1LC3B
Product: microtubule associated protein 1 light chain 3 beta
Exons: 4
Coding region: 29-406 (125 amino acids)
Biological process (GO): autophagosome assembly; autophagy of mitochondrion; cellular response to nitrogen starvation
Cellular component (GO): autophagosome; autophagosome membrane; cytosol
Molecular function (GO): ubiquitin protein ligase binding
Source: RefSeq, a predicted model, not a curated record
CCGGGCCUGAGGCCGAGCCGCCGCCGCCAUGCCCUCGGAGAAGAGCUUCAAGCAGCGCCGCACCUUCGAGCAAAGAGUGGAAGAUGUACGACUGAUUCGAGAUCAGCAUCCAACUAAAAUACCAGUGAUCAUUGAAAGGUACAAGGGAGAGAAGCAGCUUCCAGUUUUGGAUAAGACCAAGUUCCUGGUGCCAGAUCAUGUCAACAUGAGCGAGCUAAUCAAAAUUAUCAGGCGACGCCUCCAGCUGAACUCCAACCAGGCCUUCUUCCUCCUGGUGAACGGACACAGCAUGGUGAGCGUUUCCACGCCCAUAUCCGAGGUGUACGAGAGCGAGAAGGAUGAGGAUGGGUUCCUGUACAUGGUGUACGCCUCUCAGGAGACUUUCGGAGUGCAAUCUUCUGUCUAAGACACGCAAGCGGCUUCUAGCCUAGGAUUUUGGUUGACCCUUGGCCAUCACCCCCACUCUUCCCCACACACACCCCAGGGAAAGAAACGGAUGUCACCUACGCUCUCAGUACCUUAGCAUAGUCUUGCUUUAGCAGGUGUCUCAUCUUACCUUGCCUUGUUUGUGACUAUUAAACAGUACAGACGAGCACCUCCAGCUUCGAAACCUGCUGUAAUAUUCCACACAGGCACAUUUACAUUUCUGGACUUUAUGAAUGGAACCCAAUUGUGCAUGUGACGAUUGCAAAUAAAGGGACACUCGAUUGACUUCUAACGAGCAAACAGGCACCAGGGAGGAGCUAAAGUGUUUCGUGUGACAGUUUUCUGGAAAAUCUCCCCAUGAUUCCU